CAGCCAUGGGGUGCAUUAAAAGCAAAGAAGAUAAAGGUCCAGCCAUGAAAUACAGAACUGAUAAUACUCCAGAACCUGUUAUUUCCCAUGUCAGCCAUUACGGAUCAGACUCCAGCCAAGCAACACAGUCACCGUCAAUAAAGGGAUCAGCAGUUAAUUUUAAUAGUCAUUCCAUGACUCCUUUUGGAGGGCCCUCAGGAAUGACACCCUUUGGAGGAGCAUCAUCUUCAUUUUCAGCUGUGCCAAGUCCAUAUCCUAGUACUUUAACAGGUGGUGUUACUGUAUUUGUGGCCUUAUAUGAUUAUGAAGCUAGAACUACAGAUGACCUUUCAUUUAAGAAAGGUGAACGGUUCCAGAUAAUAAAUAACACGGAAGGAGACUGGUGGGAAGCAAGAUCCAUUGCUACGGGGAAAACAGGCUACAUCCCAAGCAAUUAUGUAGCUCCCGCAGACUCCAUUCAAGCAGAAGAGUGGUAUUUUGGUAAGAUGGGCAGGAAGGAUGCAGAAAGGCUACUUUUAAAUCCUGGGAACCAGCGUGGUAUUUUCUUAGUAAGAGAGAGUGAAACCACUAAAGGUGCUUACUCCCUUUCUAUACGUGACUGGGAUGAGGUCAGAGGUGAUAAUGUGAAACACUACAAAAUCAGAAAACUUGACAAUGGUGGAUACUAUAUCACAACCAGAGCACAAUUUGAAUCUCUGCAGAAGUUGGUGAAACACUACAGAGAACAUGCCGAUGGGCUGUGUCAUAAGCUAACAACUGUGUGUCCCACUGUGAAACCGCAAACACAGGGACUAGCAAAAGAUGCCUGGGAAAUUCCUAGGGAAUCUUUGAGGCUGGAAGUUAAGUUGGGCCAAGGAUGUUUUGGUGAAGUAUGGAUGGGAACAUGGAAUGGAACCACAAAAGUAGCGAUCAAGACACUAAAACCUGGUACAAUGAUGCCAGAAGCUUUCCUGCAGGAGGCUCAGAUCAUGAAGAAAUUACGGCAUGACAAACUUGUUCCACUGUAUGCCGUUGUUUCUGAGGAACCAAUCUAUAUCGUCACUGAAUUCAUGACAAAAGGCAGCUUACUAGACUUCCUUAAAGAAGGAGAAGGGAAAUACUUAAAACUCCCACAGCUGGUUGACAUGGCUGCUCAGAUUGCUGAUGGCAUGGCUUACAUUGAAAGAAUGAACUACAUCCACAGGGAUCUCCGGGCAGCUAACAUUCUUGUAGGAGACAAUCUUGUGUGUAAAAUAGCAGACUUUGGUUUAGCAAGGUUAAUAGAGGACAAUGAGUACACUGCAAGACAAGGAGCUAAAUUUCCAAUUAAAUGGACCGCUCCAGAAGCAGCGUUGUACGGUCGGUUUACAAUCAAGUCGGAUGUGUGGUCAUUUGGAAUUUUACUGACAGAGCUGGUAACAAAGGGGAGAGUGCCAUAUCCAGGGAUGGUGAAUCGGGAAGUUCUGGAACAAGUGGAACGUGGCUAUAGGAUGCCUUGCCCACAAGGCUGCCCAGAGUCUCUCCAUGAGUUAAUGAAACUGUGUUGGAAGAAGGACCCUGACGAGAGACCAACGUUUGAAUACAUACAGUCUUUCUUGGAGGACUACUUUACUGCUACAGAACCACAGUACCAGCCUGGAGACAAUUUAUAAGCCAACAGUCUAUAUAACAUGCACAAAUCUGCCAAAUGUAAAAGACUUGCAAAGAAUUCCUGAUGUCUAUAAGGAAUCAAAGGAAAGAAAAUCUUCGCUACUUUGCAUGCUCUUAAUGGCAAACUGGAAUUCCAUAAUGCAGUUGCACAAAACCACUUUUAAAGUGUUAUAAUCUAAUUUACCAAUGACAUGUUUUUAUUUUUUUUUUCCUCUUUCCCAACUUAUUUUCAGGGUCCAAAGGAAGCUUACUGAAAAUACGGGGUAGAAAAAUGAGUGUCGGUGUGAACAAUAGCAGAAAAACCAAUGUUUCAAAUCCUUUAUUUUCCCAACGUUUGAUAAUCAUUCUACUAAAGCGGGAAUUGUCUGGAAUUAGUGGUCUUGGGGUAAGACAUUUUUAAAGCAGAAGAACUUUGUGGGACCAAGCAAUUCUAUUCCAGUUCUGUAAAACUCCCUGUGUUCAAAAUUACAUGUCUGUGCCCCCCACCCUCCCCAAAAAAACCCAGAUGGUACAACUGUAUUUGAUAUAUAGUCUUGAUCUUUGAGCUUCCUCUUGCAUGGACUUUAUUAGGGUAGG
This is a messenger RNA of Cariama cristata (Red-legged seriema), 2205 nucleotides long. RefSeq names its product YES proto-oncogene 1, Src family tyrosine kinase (gene YES1). The record is from RefSeq and is a predicted model, not a curated record. Gene Ontology annotation, molecular function: non-membrane spanning protein tyrosine kinase activity; signaling receptor binding; ATP binding. The coding region runs from base 6 to 1631 and encodes 541 amino acids. Gene Ontology annotation, biological process: protein phosphorylation; innate immune response; cell surface receptor protein tyrosine kinase signaling pathway. Gene Ontology annotation, cellular component: extrinsic component of cytoplasmic side of plasma membrane. The transcript is spliced from 11 exons. NCBI's taxonomy places the organism in Eukaryota, Metazoa, Chordata, Aves, Cariamiformes, Cariamidae.